UUUGGAUGCAUUCUCUGAACAUUCGCCACAGUGCAGUGUUUUGAUAACAUUUUUCGGAUUCUGAAACACGCUGAGCAUUAUCACGCGAGCACGUGCACCGAUAAUCCAGCAAUACUUGAGCGAUGAUACGACCGGACACAGUGUAUCGCAUCUCCCCGAUGAUAAAUACCAGUGACUUGUCUUAGGCAUGCCGUCGAAUCGUCAGUGAUGCGCGAGCGUCGGUCGGUGGAAAGCGAGUUGAACGGCGAAGAUCGCAGCUGAAGGAAACGCGGCGUGAAAUUAAAUCGUUUGGAAAAUGUGGUCGUUGGUAUUUGUGACCACCUUGGCAUUGAGUAGUGCUGUAUCGGAGACGAUAAACUUACCGAGUAAUGACACAUGGCAAUACAGUUUCGGGGUUGAUUAUGAGAACAAUCUAUUUCUAUUGGAUGGAAAGCCUUUCCGGUAUGUUUCCGGCAGUUUUCAUUACUUUCGGGCGCCUAGACAGUAUUGGAGGGAUCGUUUAAGGAAAAUGCGAGCCGCGGGACUUAAUGCGAUCUCCACCUAUGUUGAAUGGAGUCUUCAUGAACCAGAACCAGGUCAAUUUAAUUGGGCCGGUGACGCGGAUCUAGUAGAAUUCCUAAAUAUCGCGCAAGAGGAAGACUUGCUCGUAUUAUUACGACCGGGUCCUUACAUUUGCGCGGAAAGAGAUUUGGGUGGUCUACCCUAUUGGUUACUUCGCGAAGUGCCGGAUAUAAAGCUACGUACAAAAGAUACAGCUUUCAUGAAAUAUGCCACAAGGUAUUUGAAUCAGGUGUUAGAAAAAGUCCAGCCGCUUUUAAGAGGCAACGGGGGACCGAUAAUCAUGGUUCAGAUAGAGAAUGAAUAUGGAAGUUACAAUGCUUGCGAUACCGAGUAUACGGACAUGUUGAAAGAAGUCGUUGUCGAAAAAAUCGGCAGUAAGGCCCUCUUAUACACGACGGACGGUGCGUCCGCGUCCUUGCUCCGUUGCGGUUUCGUACCUGGUGCAUAUGCCACCGUCGAUUUCGGAACAUCCGUUAAUGUGACCAACAAUUUUCAAUCCAUGCGUCUCUAUCAGCCACGAGGUCCCUUGGUGAAUUCUGAAUUUUAUCCAGGAUGGUUAACCCAUUGGGGGGAAACCUUCCAGAGGGUAAAAACCGAAGCUGUCACAAAGACAUUGAAUGAAAUGCUCGCUCUAGGCGCUUCCGUUAAUAUUUACAUGUUCUACGGUGGUACAAAUUUUGCUUUAACUUCCGGUGCUAAUGGCGGUGCAGGUGUAUAUAGUCCACAGAUAACUUCUUACGAUUAUGAUGCUCCUUUGACCGAAGCUGGAGAUCCGACAGACAAAUACUUUGCUAUAAGAGACGUCAUCGGUCAGUACCUGCCAUUGCCGAACAUGUCUCUUCCAACCGUCUCUCCGAAAGGCAAUUACGGUCCGGUAUUAUUAGAACCGAUACAGAAGCUGUUCGACAGUCGAUCCUCGUUCGUGGUGAGCUUGGCGAUCGGCAACAGACCUAAAACUUUCGAGCAUCUAUCUGUGAAUCAAGGUUUUGUACUUUACGAGACGGAUUUGCCGCCUCCUGUUUUCGACCCAGUGAUAUUGCGUGCAAUCGCGAAGGAUAGAGCACUGGUUUACGUGGAUGGCAGAUUAUCCGGGAUACUGAGUCGCAUAGAUAAGAUAUAUACUAUACCGCUUGAGAACCCUUACGGUCGCCGUCUAAGUCUAUUGGUGGAGAAUCAAGGACGUUUGAAUUUCGGCAACGAAAUUCACGAUUUUAAGGGUAUAUCAAACGUGACUAUCAGCGGAACUCCAUUAACUAAUUGGACUAUGACGGGCUACGCAAUCUCCGACGUGUCGUCUCUUCGAGAUGUGAUAACUAUAGACAUAGAUAGCGGGUCUUUAAAUAACGGCCCGGUAUUUCUUCGUGGACGGUUCACGAUUACCGGGCAACCGUUGGACACAUUUUUGGACACCACCGGCUGGGGUAAAGGGGUGGCUUUCGUGAACGGUCAUAAUCUCGGCAGAUACUGGCCGUUGGUCGGCCCGCAAAUAACUCUGUACGUUCCGGCUCCGUAUCUUCGUACAGGCGAGAAUGAGUUGAUCCUGCUGGAACUGGAAUACGUAUCGCAAGCGAGGAAGAUGAAGUUUCAAUCCGUACCGAAUUUGGGUACGGGAUCGCAAAGCUCGGAUAGUUAAACUUUUGAGUUUAAUCACUUCGAGAGAGAUAACAUGCCAUCCGGAUAUCAAAGACAUGAAAAGAACAUUACAGGAACAUUUAACGACGGUUUCUACGAUACAGAAAUCGAUCAGCCACGAUAAUACCGCGGCGCUACACGGCAAAAAUAUGCACAUUGUUGUCUAUGGUCGAUGAAGAACCGAUUUGUAAAGAUCCCGCCGGAGCAUUCAAUGGCUUUAAUAUCCUUUGCGUUGACAAAUGAGGGGUUCGCACGGUAGGACGUCCGAUAAUCCAAAACGACGAAUUAUCCUACCUCCGCUCCGCGUGUCGUUUCAGACGAAUAUCACGGAUAAUAAUGAGUAUACGAUGACAAAGCAUUACCGGCUAUCUGCUUCAUAAGCUUCAUCUGUACGAUAAAGUUCGUCUGAAUAUCUAAUGAACAAAUAUACAUUUUUAUGCGGUUGUAAAAUAAUUCUAAAUAGAGAUAAAUAUUAAAGACGGAUAAAUGUUAUGAAUAUAUGUGACUAACAAAGAAUAUUAUCUUCGUUCGACGCCAAGUUGCUUGCGAUUCGGAAGUGUCUAUUAUAAAUCACAAUAGACUACAUUUGCCACAUUUUAGAUUCAAAUAGCUAUUGAAAUGGGACGACGUAAAAUUUACGUCGUCCCAUUUCUUUGUUCAGAAUUUAGCCGGAAGAUACAGUCAGUAAACGCUUUCCGAAAUCAAACUGAUUAAUGAAAAUAUAUAAGAUAAUUAAAAAUCGAUUCUUGUAUACUCCCAUAUAUGACAUGGCGAUUAUGACAACAUUAAUAAUAAUAAAAUAUAAUAAUUGUAAAUUCUGUGAAGAAAAAUCACAUUAAGAUAUUUUAAUUCUUGAUUAUAUGAAAGUUUAUUGACUUGAUAAUAUUAAGAAUUGAUAUGUAAGAGGGAACAUUGAAUGAAUUUAAAUAUUCUAUGUUUCCUUCUCGAUUUCAUAAUAUAACGUAAACAUCCUUGAUAAAAUAAACAACCAAUGUCGAAUCUUUCUAGAAA
This is a messenger RNA of Formica exsecta, 3204 nucleotides long. RefSeq names its product beta-galactosidase. NCBI's taxonomy places the organism in Eukaryota, Metazoa, Arthropoda, Insecta, Hymenoptera, Formicidae. Gene Ontology annotation, molecular function: beta-galactosidase activity. Gene Ontology annotation, biological process: carbohydrate metabolic process. Bases 296 to 2194 code for a protein of 632 amino acids. The record is from RefSeq and is a predicted model, not a curated record. The transcript has 11 exons. Gene Ontology annotation, cellular component: vacuole.